Messenger RNA from Pyrgilauda ruficollis (rufous-necked snowfinch), 4501 nucleotides. RefSeq names its product BCL10 immune signaling adaptor (gene BCL10). The record is from RefSeq and is a predicted model, not a curated record. Lineage: Eukaryota; Metazoa; Chordata; Aves; Passeriformes; Passeridae. Gene Ontology annotation, molecular function: NF-kappaB binding; transcription coactivator activity; protein kinase B binding. Gene Ontology annotation, cellular component: cytosol; CBM complex. Gene Ontology annotation, biological process: canonical NF-kappaB signal transduction; apoptotic process; positive regulation of extrinsic apoptotic signaling pathway. The transcript has 3 exons. The coding region runs from base 1929 to 2573 and encodes 214 amino acids.
CACGGGAGGGCGGCGGGGAAUCUCGAGCACGGCUCUGCCCCCGGGGUGCCCCGGCUGGGGCUGGUCACGGCUCGCGAGCGCGUGUGGCGGGGCCCGGGCCGUGCCCGGUGCGCGGGGGCAGAGCCCCGGCCCGGCGUCCCUGGCGGUGAAGCGCGGCAGGCGGGAGGGGUAACGCGGUACCCAAACCUGGCUGAAAAUGGGUCUGCUGCUCCGGGUGCCAGUAGGACUCCUUCUUAGAAAGCGUGCAUAUCUUCGUUAAGUGUACUUAGAUAUUUUUUUAUUGAGGCUUAUUGUUCUAUUUUUUCUUUUUUUUUGGGUUUUCCCCUGUACUUAUUCACUGAUGUCUGAAAUCUGAGGGAAGACUUCAUCCUGAUUCAUUCUGCAUUAAUUUAUCUUAGCAUGAGGCUGGGAAGCAAUGCACUAACCAACCUCAACAAGUGAUUGCUUAAUUUAAAAAAAAAGUAAAAUCACAGUUUAUCACUUAUUCAUUGCCUAUCCAUGGUCCUGUUUGUAAUUUACAGUGUCUUAUGUUUGAUUAAUUGGGGUUUUUUUUAUGUUCUUUUAAAGUGCAGUGAAGACUUCUUGCAGUUUGUUUUUUGUUUCUUUCUAGCUUCAUGCUUAAGUGAUUUCCUUUAAAUGCUUUGUCAUAGUUCUGUGAGACAUGUUUUUCAAGCUAGUACUCGUUUCCACAGGCUAAUACUGCAACAGGUGCCAUUGGGUAGUUACACCAAAAAAGGAUAAAAGCUCCUUGAGUCAGACACUGUAGGUGUAACAGGACAGGUAUGUUAGUCUGGGUCAGUGACUGAGCCCAGGGCUGCAUCUCCCACAAGUGCAUGAUUGUCACUUUAGCCCUUGUCCUUACAGGUCCUUCCAUUGGAGCAGAGAGGAUGGAAGUAGGUAGAAACAAAUAACAAUCUUAGGUAGAAACAAAUAACAAUCAUUUUAUCAUCAAAAUGCAGUCCCAUAAAGCUGGCUUUAGAGCUUCUGCACUCAGAUUUUAAAUGUGGCUUCACAACCGGCUUGGCUCUCUCAGGGCUGUUCUUUGGGUAACUUUGAUGGGCUCUCUGCAAGCCAGGGUGCUGUGCUAGCAGAGGCACUGUGUGUGACAGGGGACAGCACAGCUCAGGAAGCUAAAACUGGUAAGGACAGCUUGGUCUGGGCAAGGUUGUCUUGAGGAGGAUUUAUAAGGUUUGGAGUCUUGCAGGUAAGAGCUGAGAAGGAUGGGGGUGAGCCAUAUAAAAUCAUUCAUACAGUGGAGUAGGGCUGCAAAAGACAAGAAGCAGCCACUCAUGUUGUUGAGAUUACAUACAUUUAUGGAUGAAAGUGCAUGUAUUUUGGAUGUCAGUAAUUUGUUGAACUUGUCGAUAGUGUAAAUAAAUAGGUUUGAAUUUUGUAAAUAAAUAAGUUUAUUUACAAACCUUUUGAACUGUGAGUAUGUUUGUGCUGUUGCUUUGAGACUGCUUUUGCUCAAUGUACAGAAAACAUCAAUAACUGCAGUAUUUUGGAGUUGUGCCUCAAGAUACAACGGUAUGGAAAUGUGGCAAUCAGAUGAUCAGUGAAAAGGGGUGUAUUUGUAGACAAAGUGAGUAGGUGCUGUUUGGUACAAUUUCAUUUUUACUUGACUGUUUUGAAAUGUGCUAACCUCAGGCCUUAUGUAAUCACAUUUUCUAUAAGUAGUCACCGUAUUUCUUAACAAGCAUUGGAACUCCUGAGUUCAGUCAAAGAGUUAAUGAAAGCAAUAAUUAUGUAACAGUUUUUUUAAAACAUUUUUUACACUGAGAAAAAUCUCAACUAAGUAACACAGCAGCAGCCUUAAAAGUUAUUUUGCUGACCUGUACCAAAAUCAUGUAGGUUCCAGUUACAGGCCUCUAAAUAACUGGAAAUGCUGGCUAAUACUAGUUUGUUUUGUCUUUCAGGCUUUAGAAAGGAUGCGUCCUUACCUGUGUGAUAAGAUCAUAGCCGAGAGACACUUUGAUUACCUGCGUUCUAAGAAAAUACUCACUAGGGAGGACACAGAAGAAAUUUCAGCUCGAUCUUCCAGUAGGAAAAAAACUGGGAAGUUACUGGACUACUUAGCAGAAAAUCCAAAGGGACUAGAUACUUUGAUUGAAUCUAUCAGACGAGAAAGAACACAAAACUUCCUGUUACAAAAGAUAACUGAUGUAGUGUUGAAAGUCAAAAAUGAAAAGCUUGAAGCUCUUAAAGGUUUAAGCUGCAGCACCUGUAUGACCUCACUGUAUGGAGGAACAAAUAAUCUUUCUAGAUCAUUUUCCGAUGAAUCAAAUUUUCUGGAUAAAACAAAAGACAAAGAAUCUACCCAGAUACAUCACCCAGAAGAAGAUUAUAGCACGGCUGCAUUUGUGUCUGCUGUCUCUCUUCAUUCCAUGAAUUUACCAAUUGCAGAGAUGGGCAAUUCACAGUGCAGUGUUUUCUCAGCCACCCUGCCAGGGCCUGGAGACCCUGGUGCACCCCCGCUGCCCCCAGAGCUCCAGGAAGAGCAGCAAGAGCCAUGUACCAGUUCAAGUGACAAUUGCUUUUUGCCUUUAAGAUCACGUUCUGUUCAUCCACAGUGAGUGCAGUGACUUUCAUCUGUUCAUCCAAAUGGUACUGAAACUUUGUGGGAUGUCUCAUAAAGGCUAAAAAAUGUUUUCAAACUGUUAGGAAAAUUGGAGGAUAUAAUCUAUGCAAUUUCUGUUUUAAUUUUGUAAUUGUGUGAUGCUGGAGCUGCUUGACUUUUUUUGUUUUGUUUGUUUUGUUCUUUAGGGAGCUUUUUUCAAAAUAUUGUGGUGUUAUACCAACAAGUAUUUGGUUUUUAAACCAAUGUGUAUAAGAUUUCACAUUUAGUUGCGGAUACUUUAGCUGGGAUUAUAGAACAAAUGGGUUUUUUCUUUCUGCAGAAACUAACAAAUCAGCUUUUCUUAAUGUUUCUGUGAUGGGCGAACUGGGAAAGAUGGUUAGGAAAAGUACUGAGUAUGGAAAAAAUCUGAACUAAAACCUUAAGCUUACUUACCAAAAAGCUUAAACUCAUUUACCAAGUUAAAUAUUUCUCACUAAGACAAAUUCUGCUCUCCAUGUAUAUGUGUGCUGCUCCAUUUGCCAAAAAUGGCCAAGUCUGUGCUUGUUAGCAAGGAGUUUCCUCCUUGAGUGGACUUUGUCCUACUGGUACAUCAAAAGGCAUCAGUAUUGCCAAUACACUUCUGCAGGCCUCAGCGUAUUCUUCUUGUAUGUUAGUUAAAGAUUCCUGAUUUGAGAUGCACUUUAAAUAUAAAUUCUCUUUAGUACUGGAAAAGGAAUGUAAACUGCUCUAAUGGCAUUGUGAGGGCUGCAAGAAAACAUUACAGGAUGCUAUUAAGGAGCAAAGCUUGUAUGCUUUUGUCCCUCUAGGGAAGUGGAGGAGAAGCUGUGUGGCACAAAGUAUGACACCUGAAGGACUCUUGGAAAUAUGGCACUUCAAAUACCUCCUCUUCCAAGCAGACAGACAGGUUUACAUUUCCAAUUGUUUAGAGUCAAAUGCAUUUUAAACUGUUUCAACAUGGGAAGGUUCUCAUUUCUUGCCACAAUGUAACUUACUGUAUUCCUCUCAUACUGGAAUUGUAGCCUACCUUUUGUGCAGGUGCCUAUAAUAAUUUCAAAAUGACCUGGUGGAUUCUUAAUUUGACAUGUACAGCUGUGUUCUGCAGUACUACACCUUAAAGUGAUGGGAUGUUUUCAGUAUAUCAGAGGGUAGGUUUGUAUUAAAGGUCCUACAUUAUAUUGGCUCUCGUACUGUGUAUAGCCAUGGAAUGCCAUUCCAAUGCACACUGGGGUAAUAUUGCUAAACUCUUCUCCUUUUGUGGAGGCAGGCCACCUGCAGGACCUCAGUAUAGUCUCUAUAAAUAGUUUUUCUCUAUUAUUCUGGUUUUGGAAGUAGAUUAAAAUAAAAUGCCAUGUUCAACUACACUCCAUCCCGAGUAUAUGAACAUCUUACAUGUGAGAAAGAUGUGCUUAUAAAAAUCCUUGUUUUUCUUGUCUGCAUCUACCAUCAUAUACUGUCCAAACACUGGAACUGCUUCGAUUAAAUGGCAUUCUGGAAAUUAAGUGCCUGAAUAUGCAAGCCAAACUUUGUUCUUUAACAUGAAAUUAAGGAUAGGAUGAACUCCCUCUCUUCCAUUAACUUGAAUUGUAGUUGCAUGUACUUGGGACGUCUAGAAAGUGAUUUGUGUAAAUGCCCACUGUAAUCACUUAAAGAGCUGUGCUUAGGCUUGAGUCCCUUCCUGGGUUCUUGUAAAGAGAAGAGAGUGAGCAGGGCUGGCCUUAACAGAGAAAAUGCAGCAGCCCAGGGUGGAGGCUGCCUUGCUGCUCCCCAUCCUGCCCCGUGCAGUGUGCAGCCUGCAGGGACCACUCCCAGUGGAGCCGACAAACCUGAGACCUUGAGUGAAUGUAUUGUCUUUUCAAAUGUCUAUAAUGUGCGUUUUUAAAACAUAUUUUUAUCACAACUUUUGGAAUAAAUUCUUUUGUAUAA